Molecule: messenger RNA, 2325 nt
Organism: Aspergillus campestris IBT 28561
Lineage: Eukaryota; Fungi; Ascomycota; Eurotiomycetes; Eurotiales; Aspergillaceae
Exons: 8
Coding region: 248-2035 (595 amino acids)
Molecular function (GO): magnesium ion transmembrane transporter activity; magnesium ion binding; cobalt ion binding
Source: RefSeq, a predicted model, not a curated record
UUAGCACGCGGCUGAUAAUGCGCUGAUGAUGUCUUGAAUCUUAGCAUUUAUUAGUACGAUUGCCAAAGCACUUUGUGCUACUGAAGAAGUGCUUAAUUUUUCUCUCAUCUUUCUGUCAAGCUAUUGUUAACUGCUUAUCACUGACCCGCUUUACAUAUUCUGUAUACUUACUCCACGCUUAAUUGUCACUUUGCGAAAACGCGGUUUAGACUGUUUGUUUAGCACGUGAAGGGAAGCAAAAGCAAGCAUGUCUGAAUCUCCGCGCUCUCACAGCUUUCAAACACCUCGCGAGUAUUAUUCGAGCUUUACGAAGAAUCCGAAAAUCCAGGAUAGCUUCGAUAACAUUGAUGAUGGUACGAAUUUCAGGAAUUACUUGAGACACCUGCAGAAUCCAGGGACGCGCAACUUUGUGCUGGACUUUGGCAAUGAUGAUGCGUGGUGCGCGGUGAACAUGGAGAAUGGCGAUCUCGCAGCCUUGCUCCAACAGCAGAAACCUGGGUUCUUUGGGACUCGAUGGAUAAAUAUAUGGGCCCCCGAGGAGCAGAAGGACAUAAUCAGGACAAUCACAAGCCACUAUGGAGUCUCAGAGCGGUUGCGGGGAAUGAUGUGUACAGAACCAGUGGGACGUCCAUCCAAACCUGCCGCCAAUGCCGACCCUUCUAAACCCCAAUCUCCAUCGGUCGAAAUGGUCGAUCCAUCCCCCCGUGUUCGCAUGGAUGACCUCGAAGAGGCGCAGGCGAUGAAGGACUUGGCCACGCAAACCCAGGCCCAGACGGCUGCGUCGUUCAGAGGCCUUACCUUUGCCCAUGUGACGAACCAGAUCUGGCAUUUUUGCUCCGUCGACCAUGGACCGCGUUAUACCUGUCUCGGGUUCAACUCCCUGUACGUCGUUCCGAACGUUGAGAUACAAAAUGAGAAGUUCCUCCCAGACGGAAAACGAUUAUGGUCGUGGUUGAUUCUAUUCAAUGAUGGGACUGUCGUGUCGAUCCAGGAGAAUCCGUAUCCUGGGGCGUCCAAGCCGUCGGAAAACGAGCUGAGGUCUGUCCUUGGGAUAGUCCGCCGAAACGUGCAGUUUAUUUUUGCUGGGGUUUCUAAACAACACUCUGCCCUAUCGGAGAGCGACUCGUUAGUGACUAUCCGAGUGCGACACUUCCGCGACGCAGGGCCAGACGACGCAAGCAUCAGGCAGGACGACGGGCCGAGCCUGCUUUUUUUCUAUAUCUUUGACGAUUGGCCCACGAGCUACGCCCUCGUUGCGAAGCGGGAGCAUAGAUAUGGAGUUGUUCUCGACAAGUUGAGACGAGAUAUGCUUACCAAGCCUGCUAUUGAUUUGGUAAACGAACUGCACACGUUGGGCCGACAACUGGGCGUCUUGAAACGCCUAUACCAGAGCUACGAACUGAUCAUGCUGCGUAUUCUGCAACAACAGCGUACCCUCCGUGACGAGGCUCGCUCGAACCCUCCUCAACCCUUGACAGCGCAUAUCAAUGGAGCUCCCCAGACGGCGGAUGCCCAACACCAGACACUGCCAUAUAGCCCCAGUUUCCCAAUUCUGUCAGACCACAGCGUUGGUGUGCGACUGAGUCCAGCUGCUGUGACGCGUUUCGAACGACUGCUCGACCGUAUCAAGUUGUACUGCCUCUCGGAGCUCGAAACGUGCCUCACGGAGAAGGAAUCCAUGACAUUUCUUAACUUCAACUUGAUCGCCCUGAAAGAUUCGCAGGCCGUCGAAAAGCUGACCCGCAUCACGAUCCUCCUGGCCAAGGUGACGAUCCUCUUCCUGCCAGUUAGUCUGAUGACCGGGUAUUUCUCGACCGAGUUAGCGAAUGUAAAGGGGGUCUACACCGUCGCCCAGUACUGGGUGGCCUUUGCGGUGAUCAUGGUCCUGUCCAUCUUGGUUCUGGUCAUGUUCGGAUACAUGAGCGACACCAUUGAAGGUAAACCCAUCUACCAGUCGUUCUGGCAGACAUUCUUCCGGUCUUCGAAACACCGACUACGCGCUCGACAAGAAGACGAAGACUUGCGAUUGCACUGAAAUUCCAAGUCGUCUGGUGAUGACUUGAUAUGUUCAACUGAUGUUAAAUGCGUGACGGAUUAUGAAGGAUGAGAAGAACGAUAAUACUCGCAGUAUAUCCAUAGCUCAGCGGAGUCUAACAAUGCAAGAAGCAACCAACGUGGCCCUUUACCGAACUAGGUAGAUGAAACAAUCCCAUUCAAGAGUUGAUUAUCAUCUGAACCAUGGGCCUUAUAUGCUGAGUCACUCCCGCGGCGACAGGAGUGGACACCGAGACCGAGACCGAGACCAACCAUCUGAUUAGCGUUAGG